This is a messenger RNA of Suillus clintonianus, 1617 nucleotides long. RefSeq lists its product as uncharacterized. The transcript has 6 exons. Lineage: Eukaryota; Fungi; Basidiomycota; Agaricomycetes; Boletales; Suillaceae. The record is from RefSeq and is a predicted model, not a curated record. The coding region runs from base 227 to 1459 and encodes 410 amino acids.
CAAAUUGAUAAGCAAUACAUCGAAGGGCUUGUGGCGCUGCCACAAAGGCUAAUUCCAAUUGCUAAACUGGACAGGGUCCCCCUUUCAAUUAUCAUAUAGUUACAGUACCGUGCUCCCCCGACCCCAAGGACUUCGUUCAAUAGACGGAAACGCACGGAAGGAACCUUUAGAAGCGUAGCCCAUUUAUUAGGGUGCUCUCGCUCGAAAAUUCCACUGGACAACCACCAUGUCUUCCACACCCAUUGAAACAUCUGGAUCUACUUCACCUGUCUUCAAUGAAAAACAGAUCGAAGAGUCUUUACCGCCUUCCGCGGUGCACGCCGCCAACCCAGUCGUCUCCAGCGCCGAGUUUGUCCUCGAACAAACAAACAUUGUCAAAAUCAACAACGACGCGGUCAGAAUAGCCGCACAAUACAUUUUGCGAAAAGUCGCAUCCGAGUCAUAUACUCCUCGCACAUGGCGCACGCAUCCCUUGCAUAUCUGCCCUCCGGAGCCAUAUGACCCCAAUAAUAUACUCACGGGCGCAUGUCUGAACUGGAUAUUCCUCAUCUCCUCCCUGAAUUUCAGUUUUUGGUCGGAAAAAGAAGGCCAGCCAGAUCGAUACGGCGUUGAAUGGCGAACCAGCUGGGGCAGCGAAACAAAGACAAUCCACACCGGAUACUGGAGCCUAGUAGCCGCUUUGAAUCGAGCGCUGGAGGAGGGUAUUCCCAUCAUCGAUCCGAAAUUUUAUUCCUCCGAGACAUUGUGCCCAGAUUCGUUGAUAGCUCACGUAUUCCGCGCUGCACCUCAAUCUGCCGAACCGAUGCCCCUGUUUAAUGAACGCUUAGCGAUCAUGCGUGAAGUCGGCACUAUACUGUGUAAUGAUUUUGGAGGAUCGUACCUAGGGUUUCUUGAUGCCUUUGAAAGAAGACAUGAGAAUCAGGGCACGGCCCUUGAUCUCGUCCAAUUUGUCACGGACUCGUUCCCGUGUUUCAGAGAUGAACGAUUGUUCAAUGGACGACGAGUAUAUUUCUGGAAACGACCCCAAAUCCUAGUCGCAGAGAUCUGGGCAGCUUUCUACCCGGAAAAUCCCUACACCCCACACCCCAUUUUCCCCGGACUCAACGGGCCACUUAUCAGCGACCUAACGAUGUUCGCAGAUUACCGCGUUCCACAGAUCCUGCAUCACCUCCGCAUCAUCACCUAUCCUGCAUCACUGAUCCGUGAACUGCGCAACGGCACGCAACUCGGUCCCGGAUCGAAAGAAGAAAUGAGCUUGCGCGCCGCGAGCAUCGUCGCUGUUGAACAGAUUCGAAAUGAGAUGAUCUCUUGUGGAUCUGAUUGGGAAGCGAGUAGUGUGCUGAUCGAUUUCUAUCUUUGGGAUCUUGCCAAAAAACUGGAAGGGGGAGAAGAGUGCAUUGAUGGGAUUGAGACGGAUGAUAUCGUGCCCGCGCAUAGGACGAGGAGUAUUUGGUACUAAGCUUUUGGUUCAUCAGUAGACAUAGACUUCGCUUUUUUCGCACUCCAGUGUUUAUUUACUCUUCUUAUUACCUCUAGAAUUAUAGAUUCACUUAUACAUUUGAAAUGUGGACAUACCUAACGACGACAGUUUCUGGUUGCACAAAACAGCCUUCGGUC